UCUGAAAUUUAGCGUGGACCUCGAGGUCCUUCGAUGCAAAAACGUAUUCCUGACGCCAUCUGCAAGUCUCAAAUAUGAAUAAAAUUCUCAGCUAAAACCAAAUUUCUAGGGUUUACUCCGCAAAACCCUCGGCAAGAGAGGAGGAGCAAGGUCUCCCCAAUUUGUCUCUUUGAUUCAAACUCUUCCUGUUUUGCUGGUUCAAAUGAUCUGAAGAGGCAUCUGUUUGUAGAAAAAGAGAAGAAAAAAGCUGGUGGAGUUUGAUGGCAGUUCCCUCAGUGGAUUCACUAGGAGAAGCUGAAGCUGAAAGGCAUCCUUUGAUAAUGGCGCAGUCACUAGAUCAUGUAAUUGAUAUCACAAGUAUGGAUUUCGCUUCAUCAUCAACAUCCUGUGGAGAUGGUCCUGGUAACUCGGAUGGCUUGCAUCAUCAAGAUAGGUCUUCAGCAAGUGCACAAACUCUAGGUCCUCAAUCAUCUUUAUCCUUGCCCACGGUGCAAAACUCUAGAAAUAUUCCUGUUAUGAGGAGAAAUGAUAAUUAUGGGCGCCGUCGUAGAAGCCCCAUGAAUUCUGGUUUUUGGAUUUCAGUAGAACUUAUUGCUAGUUUGAGCCAGAUCACAGCUGCUAUUAUAGUUCUGUUAUUAUCAAGACAUGAGCAUCCACGAUCUCCAUUAUUUGAAUGGAUCAUAGGUUAUGCCGCUGGCUUAGCUGCUACGUUACCUCAUCUCUAUUGGCGCUACAUUUAUCACAAUAGUCGGGGCGGCCCUAGGCAGAAUGCUUCACAAUUACGUUGGUAUUCAUCUCAAAAUAACUCUACUGAGUCUCAUGCUGACAAUGCGGUUAAUGCUACACAAGGACUAGGAGCAGAACAACAUUGGAAUCUUGCAGGCUUAUGUUUCGGACGAAAUUUAGUUGCUUCUAAUCCGAGGCUAAUUUCUUUCAUGGAUCACUUCAAGAUGGCUUUGGAUUGCUGCUUUGCUGUGUGGUUUGUUGUUGGGAAUGUGUGGGUAUUUGGCGGGCACUCCUCUGCUGCAGAUGCUCCCAACUUGUACAGGUUAUGCAUAGUGUUCCUUGCCUUCAGCUGUAUUGGUUAUGCCCUGCCUUUUAUUCUGUGUGCGACAAUCUGCUGCUGCCUGCCGUGCAUUAUUUCAUUCUUAGGCAUUAGAGAGGACAUGCCCAACAAUAGAGGAGCAACCGCUGAUGUCAUCAAUGACUUGCCAUGUUACAAGUUCAAAUAUAAGAGAGGCCAAAAUGGUGAUGAUAGUGAGAUCAGCUCAGAAAACAUGGAUGAGGUAGGGAUCCUGGCUGCUGGUACUGACAAGGAGCGUCUUAUUUCUGCUGAAGAUACUGUUUGCUCUAUCUGCCUUACAAAGUUCACAGAUGGAAUUGAGCUCCGAGAGCUGCCAUGCUCCCACUUCUUCCACAUGGAAUGCAUAGAUAAAUGGCUUAAGCUAAAUGCUUUAUGCCCUCUUUGUAAGUCUGAAGUUGGAGGAUCCACAGCUGCAUUUUCCAGUGCAAAUUCAACCAGUCACCAAAAUGAGCAGAGGGUAGGAAGCAGUGCAGACCAUCUAUAGCCAGAGUAAAUGCAGCUGGUGUAUGGUUUUUAUUGGAUCCCAGUCAAAAUUUUGAAGCAUAUUGUGAUCCGGAUGUCACCCUUGUCAUAUGCAAUUGGUGUUUAUCUACAUGAGUGCUAGUGUGCUGGCAAGGACCAGAAGCAUAGGUAUAAAAUGGGCCCUUUUUUCUUGUACAGGAUGAACAUAUGGUCAGUACAUUACUGAAUGGAAAAGUUUAAUGGUUGACAUUUAUAGGCCAAACACAAGAAAGCACAUAAAGCUUUUUGUAUGGUUGUAUUGGUUGAUCAAUCAGAAUAUUUUUAGUAUUUACUUUUGUAUGGUUGUAUUGGUUGAUCAAUCAGAAUGUACUGUUGUAUUUGAGAAUAAUAAGCGGCAGUCGAAAGCCAAGUUAAUGGAGCUCCGGACCCUGUCUGUUUGCUGGAGAUCCAUUGAGUUUUUGA
Molecule: messenger RNA, 2008 nt
Organism: Dioscorea cayenensis subsp. rotundata (Guinea yam)
Lineage: Eukaryota; Viridiplantae; Streptophyta; Magnoliopsida; Dioscoreales; Dioscoreaceae
Product: E3 ubiquitin-protein ligase At1g63170-like
Exons: 6
Coding region: 261-1568 (435 amino acids)
Source: RefSeq, a predicted model, not a curated record